GAAAAUAUCUAAGCUUACAACACUGUUCAUUUCCCCCCAGCUGAUUGAAAAUCUGUAAUAGAAUAGGACAACAUUUUGGGAAAACUAACGUAAAAUGAAAAGCAUCACUUGUGGCAGUUGAAUUAACAACCGAAUUAAUUCACUUUGUUUCGAAGAGUCGAGCGGGAUAUCAGGCGAAGCAGAAAAACGUGUACUACAAAUUCCUGGCGGGUCUAUAGGAAGCAUCAUAAAUAUCUGGUUGGAUCGUGAUGAAGCCCACCCAAACCGGGGGAAGUGGCACCAAGAUGUCCGAGCCGAUCGAGUACGUGACGCUGAUAAGCGACGACUCGGACGGCGAGCCUUCGCCGAAACGGAAUGCUCCUCCGCCCGGCCACACCUCCACCGCCGCAUCCUCGACCGCUGCCCAGAAGCAAAAACCGGUGCCGGAUGACGAUUCGAAUGAUGCGCCCGCUGGCAGCACCACAGCCGGCGACGAGCGGCGCACCAGUAGACGCAACAAGCCCAAGGUGGACUACAGCAACCGACAAGGUGGCAGCGUCGAAAAUGCCAAUACUGAAAAGUCAAACACGGCAACUGUAUCCGGCAAAGAUCAGGUCGAUCGACGCAGUCAGAAUCAAACGCAGGCCCGCAAAUCGGAGGCGAUAUCCACGUCUGUCUCCGGGCAAGCGGCAACCAAUCCGCGACCGUCGCAGAAUGGCGACUCCAAGGAACGGGACGUUGGCACGCCCACUGUCCUUUCCGGCCAGGAGGGCGCCGUCUUUCAGUCCCGGCUGCCCUUCAGCAAGAUGACGCCCAACGAGGAGGCCUGCUUCCCGGACAUCAGUAGAUCUGGUAUUCUGGGCCAUCGCGUGUUCCUCAACAUUCGCAACAGCUUGCUGCACAUGUGGGUGGACAAUCCCAAGGUGCAGCUUAGCUACGAGAAUGCCAUGAAGGCGUUGCCGCCGCCCUUCGACAGCGAACCGAGCCUGGUGAGGCGGGUGCAUUCGUUCCUGGAGCGGCACGGCUUCAUAAACUUCGGAAUCUUCAAAAGACAGCGGCCCAUUCCCACCAAGAAGCUGGGCAAGGUGAUUGUGAUCGGUGCGGGAAUCUCGGGUCUGGCCGUGGCCCAGCAGCUGCAACAGUUCGGCAUGGAUGUGAUUGUGCUGGAGGCGCGGGAUCGGGUGGGCGGACGGAUCGCAACGUUUCGCAAGAACAGCUACAUCGCCGACUUGGGCGCCAUGGUUGUGACCGGGGUCUAUGGGAAUCCCAUGACCAUUCUGAGCAAACAGAUCGGCAUGGACCUGGUGCCCAUACAGCAGACCUGUCCGCUCUACGGGCCGGACGGAAAGCCCGUGGCCAAGGAGAAGGACGAUGUAAUCGAACGGGAGUUCAAUCGACUUCUGGAGUCGGCCAGCUAUCUAUCCCACCGCCUGGACUUCAACUACGCUGGCAACUGUCCAGUGUCGUUGGGGGAUGCUCUCGAGUGGAUCAUCAGCAUGCAGGAGAUGCAGGUGAUGAACAAGCGCGCGGUGCACAUGCAGGAGAUCAUUGCGGCGCAAACGAAAAUAAUCGAGCACCGGCAACGGCUCAAGAGCGUCAAACAGAACAUUGCCAACCUGAAGACCGAGCACCAGGCGCUGCUCAAGCAGCCCAAGCCCAAGGGAACAGCGAACGCUGCGACAUAUGCGCGUCAGGAGUUCAAUAAGAGGAACACCCAGAUCAAGCUGGAGGACACGAUGAAGCUCUACGGUGAGCUCCACGAAGAGGACAAGCGGUUAGAGGCCAAACUGCGCGAACUGGAACAGAACCGACCCAGCGAUGUGUAUCUCUCCUCCCGCGAUCGACUCCUGCUGGACUGGCACUUUGCUAACCUAGAGUUUGCAAAUGCCACCCGACUGAACAACCUCUCGCUGAAGCACUGGGAUCAGGACGAUGACUUCGAGUUCAUCGGCCAUCACACCACCGUCCGCAACGGGUAUUCUUGUGUUCCAGUGGCGCUAACCGAAAAUCUCGACAUCCGCGUCAACAGCGCCGUCAAGGAGAUUAAAUACGGAACGAAUGGCGUUGAGGUCGUGGCGGAAAAUCUGAAAACCUCCAAUUCCCUAAUGUCGUACAAGGCGGAUCUGGUUGUGUGUACUCUGACCCUGGGUGUUUUGAAGUUGGCAGUGGCCCACGAGGAAUCCCAGCAAAGCAAUACGGUUAAGUUCGAUCCCCCGCUACCAGAUUGGAAGCAACAGGCUAUCCGGCGACUAGGAUUUGGGAAUCUGAACAAGGUUGUCCUCUGCUUUGAUCGCAUCUUCUGGGACCCCAAUGCGAAUCUCUUUGGGCAUGUGGGCAGUACCACGUCCAGCCGGGGAGAAAUGUUUCUAUUUUGGAGCAUUAGUUCUUCGCCGGUUCUUUUAGCUUUGGUGGCUGGAAUGUCCGCCAAUAUCGUGGAGAGCGUGACGGACGACAUAAUCAUCGGGAGAUGUAUGUCCGUGCUGAAGAACAUCUUCGGGAACACCUCUGUGCCGCAGCCCAAGGAGACGGUGGUCACACGAUGGCGCAGCGAUCCGUGGGCACGUGGUUCUUACAGCUACGUCUCCGUGGGUUCCUCCGGCAGCGACUACGAUCUGCUGGCCGCUCCAGUGAUUCCGCCCACAUGCAAGGAACCGGAGGGACUGCCGCGCUUGUUUUUCGCCGGCGAGCACACGAUACGAAACUAUCCGGCAACUGUGCACGGUGCCUAUUUGAGUGGAUUGCGGGAAGCGGGACGCAUUGCGGACUACUAUCUCGGCUAUCCGGAAGGCACGCCUCCCGAUAUCGGCUAUUCGGUAGCGGAGGCGGCCAAUUCCGUGUCCGUUGGGAAUGUAGUGAAGUUGAGGGACCUCUCGCCCAAUCUCUCCGACUCGCCGUCGUCCAAGAAGUCCGAGGAGAACUCAAGUUCAAACACUGCCGACUCCGCGGAGCUACAGUAAUCGUGUCUGUGGUCGUGGCUCUGGGUGCUCAGGGCUAAGCUAGACUUAUGUAUAUACCUAAGACUACUCCAUCGCAUGUGGACAACUAUGGAUAGUUAUAGUCGAAAGCAUUAUUUUAUUUAGAGUAGAGAUCUAAGAAGUUAAGAGAAUCAAGAGAAGGGAAGCAAUUACACCGAAAAAAAUUAAUUAUGUAAUAGUUUGUCUUUGAAGUAACUCAAGAGCAUAUCACCCUGAGUUAUGUAAUUUAUUCAAGCCAUUCGAACGGUCUUUAAGUUAAAGUUAAAGGAAUCCCAGCAUAGUAUUUUAGAAAUUCAAUUCCCACAACUCUAAUAACCAGUAUAAUAUUUAUUUUUCAUUUUUUAGUUUACUAUUUCCAUGUAAUGUAAUUAUUAUUUUGUAUAUUAUUCAUCAAUUAUUGUAAUAUAGGGUUUAAAAAAAAAAAACAUUUCAAAUUUAAAAUUCAAGCUUACAGUUUGACAUUUUAAUGGGAAUCUCUCAAAGAGCGAAGGAGUAUAGGGCUUUGUGGGAACUCCACCAUACACAAGCAAGUAAUUUAGUUUUAUUAAAUAAAUUGCAAGUUUUUACUUAUAAAUUUAGUAUAAAAAACAAUGCUGUUUUGUAUUAUAAAAAUUUCAAAUAAAAUUUAAAGAAAAUCG
Messenger RNA from Drosophila ananassae, 3592 nucleotides. RefSeq names its product possible lysine-specific histone demethylase 1 (gene Su(var)3-3). Gene Ontology annotation, cellular component: nucleus. Bases 249 to 2936 code for a protein of 895 amino acids. Lineage: Eukaryota; Metazoa; Arthropoda; Insecta; Diptera; Drosophilidae. Gene Ontology annotation, biological process: regulation of DNA-templated transcription. The record is from RefSeq and is a predicted model, not a curated record. The transcript has 4 exons. Gene Ontology annotation, molecular function: protein binding; flavin adenine dinucleotide binding; oxidoreductase activity.